CUCACCAGUGCUUAUUUAGACAAUCACCACGCAGCACAACAACAUCACACCUGCCAACACACAUCCGAUCUUUCUUCUUCUACUACAAGCAAGCCUUUAUUAUUCUCCUUUCAUCGCAAGUAACGAAGGCUCGUGGGCCUUCAUCCAAUUGCCCAACAUAGCGUCCAUUUUCCGCCGCUUUCUCGGGUCUCUCGCCGGCCCAAAUCCCGCAACUAUGUCUGCUGCAAAGUCCAAGGUUGAGCACAUUAUUGCCCAAAACAACGUCGUCGUCUUCUCGAAAUCCUACUGCCCCUACAGCAGUGCCACCAAGUCCCUUCUGAACGAACUAGGCAUCCCGUAUUACGCCCUUGAAUUGGAUGAAAUCGAUGACGGCGCUGCCAUUCAAGAUGCCCUGGCAGCCCUCACCCACCAGCGCACCGUGCCCAACAUCUUCAUCGCUCAAAAGCAUAUUGGCGGCAACUCUGAUAUCCAGGCCCGCAAGAGUGAAUUGUCGGCUCUCGUGAGCGCUGGGGCCGCUGCCAAAGCUUCCAAGGCGUGAUUUUCUUCGAAGGUAGAGAGAGAAAUGCCGCUGUAGAGUAGGUGGAUAAUGCGUGGUUUCCAGGGGGCCGUAUAGAUUGAUGGUAGGCGGCUGGAUGGUUUUCUUUUCUUUUCUUUUUUUUUUUGUCCUUGCUAGCUUUUACGUUUUGAUAUGGAACUCAGUUAAUUCGGG
Messenger RNA from Blastomyces dermatitidis ER-3, 709 nucleotides. Its product is annotated as glutaredoxin 3. Gene Ontology annotation, cellular component: cytoplasm; nucleus. The transcript has 3 exons. Gene Ontology annotation, molecular function: glutathione disulfide oxidoreductase activity. NCBI's taxonomy places the organism in Eukaryota, Fungi, Ascomycota, Eurotiomycetes, Onygenales, Ajellomycetaceae. The record is from RefSeq and is a predicted model, not a curated record. The coding region runs from base 215 to 538 and encodes 107 amino acids. Gene Ontology annotation, biological process: cellular response to oxidative stress.